Trichomycterus rosablanca is the source of this 999-nucleotide messenger RNA. RefSeq names its product bMERB domain containing 1 (gene bmerb1). Bases 186 to 776 code for a protein of 196 amino acids. Gene Ontology annotation, biological process: negative regulation of microtubule depolymerization. The transcript has 6 exons. Gene Ontology annotation, cellular component: microtubule cytoskeleton. The record is from RefSeq and is a predicted model, not a curated record. NCBI's taxonomy places the organism in Eukaryota, Metazoa, Chordata, Actinopteri, Siluriformes, Trichomycteridae.
GUACAGUGUGUGUCAGUAUCGUUUGUGUGAGUGUGGAUGAGAAAAGGAUGAACAGCAGCGAGCCUCAGCGGAUCCAGUUCUGCUCACACACAACAGCGGAGGAUUAAAAACAAUUUAACACAUUACGUUAAACAUUAUUUUAUCUUAAACCUUAGAGAAAAGAAACAACUAAAUCAGUAAUUAGUAUGGAAUUAAAGAAGUCUAUAGCGGAUAACGAGAGAAGCUACGGUGCUGUUCGCGAGACUAGCUGGGGCAGAGAUGAAGGUCAGGUGGACGUGUCCAUGGCGGAGAGCUCCAUGACUCCAGAUGAGAUUGAGAUGGAGAUGGCCAGGAUUCAGCGACUCAGGGAGGUUCUGGUCAGACGAGAAUCAGAGCUACGCUUCAUGAUGGAUGAUAUUCAGCUGUGUAAAGACAUCAUGAGUCUGAAGCAGGAGCUGCGUAAGAUCGUGGUAGUGCCAGAAAAGGAAAAGAAUAAGAAGCACCGACAGAAGGAGGAGGAGCUGAUACAGAAGAUCCACAAGCUGGUGGAGAAGAGGGAUUUCCUGGUGGACGACGCAGAGGUGGAGAGACUGAGAGAACAGGAGGAGGACAAUGAGAUGGCCGAGUUUCUCAGACUGAAGCUCAUGCCUCUGGAAAAACUGGCCAAAGCUACACAAAGUCCUCCGAAAGUGAAAAAGCCGACAGCAGAGCCUCCGGCACACAAGCCCUCUAUUACCAAGACCAGCGUGGCUAUUAUAAAGGACUGCUGUGGAGCCACGCAGUGUGCUGUCAUGUAAAGACCUUGCAUUUGUUUUUAAGCUGCAGUCAGUACGAGAAACAAAAGUCUUAGUUAGGGUGGAACAAAUGACAGUUUUUACAGUCCCCUGUGUAGAGUGUGUGGUGCCAAUUUAGAAGUGCCAUUAUUCAUUCAUUAUUUUUUCUCACAGUUUAGACGUUUUUAUUGCUACAAAAAGCCAAGAUACACUAUAUGAACUAUAUAAGGUAUUGGGACACCUCGUC